Molecule: messenger RNA, 1475 nt
Organism: Melopsittacus undulatus (budgerigar)
Lineage: Eukaryota; Metazoa; Chordata; Aves; Psittaciformes; Psittaculidae
Product: fructose-bisphosphate aldolase A-like
Exons: 9
Coding region: 90-1349 (419 amino acids)
Biological process (GO): glycolytic process; fructose 1,6-bisphosphate metabolic process
Cellular component (GO): cytosol
Molecular function (GO): fructose-bisphosphate aldolase activity
Source: RefSeq, a predicted model, not a curated record
CCCGUCGCUCCCCGACGUGGUGACGUCAGGGAGGCCCCGCCCCUUGCCGUACGCUCGCUGUUGGCCCCAUACAGACGCAGGGAGCCAAGAUGGCGCCGGCCGUGCCAGCGCUGACGCCGGAGCAGAAGAAGGAGCUGGCGGAGAUCGCGCAGAAGAUUGUGGCUCCCGGGAAGGGAAUAUUGGCGGCGGAUGAGUCUACCGGCAGCAUCGCCAAGCGCCUGAGCUCGGUGGGAGCCGAGAACACGGAGGAGAACCGGCGCUGGUACCGGCAGCUGCUGUUCACUGCUGACAGCCGCGUGGAUCCCUGCAUCGGGGGGGUCAUCCUGUUCCAUGAGACCCUGUACCAGAAGAGUGAUGAUGGGCGUCCCUUCCCGCAGGUCAUCCGGGCCAAGGGGGCCCUCGUGGGCAUCAAGGUGGACAAGGGCGUCGUGCCCCUGGCUGGCACCAAUGGCGAGACCACGACCCAAGGCCUGGACGGGCUCAUGGAGCGCUGUGCCCAGUACAAGAAGGACGGAGCUGACUUUGCCAAGUGGCGCUGCGUGCUCAAGAUCUCGGAGCACACCCCGACCCCAUUGGCCAUCAUGGAGAACGCCAACGUCCUGGCACGGUACGCCAGCAUCUGCCAGCAGAACGGCAUCGUCCCCAUUGUGGAGCCCGAGAUCCUUCCGGAUGGGGACCACGACCUCAAGCAGUGCCAAUACGUGACCGAGAAGGUACUGGCUGCCGUGUACAAGGCUCUGAGCGACCACCACGUGUACCUGGAGGGGACCCUGCUCAAGCCCAACAUGGUGACCGCAGGUCAUGCCUGCCCCAAGAAGUACACCCCCGAGGAGAUCGCCAUGGCAACCGUCACCGCGCUGCGCCGCACCGUGCCCCCCGCCGUGCCCGGGAUCACGUUCCUGUCCGGGGGCCAGAGCGAGGAGGAGGCCUCAGUGAACCUCAAUGCCAUCAACCGCUGCUCCCUGCCCCGGCCCUGGGCUCUCACCUUCAGCUAUGGCUGUCCCCUAUACCCCUAUAUCCCAUAUACCCUAUAUCCAUGUAUGUUAUCCAUAGGGAUCACGUUCCUGUCCGGGGGCCAGAGCGAGGAGGAGGCCUCAGUGAACCUCAAUGCCAUCAACCGCUGCUCCCUGCCCCGGCCCUGGGCUCUCACCUUCAGCUAUGGCCGAGCGCUCCAGGCCUCGGCCCUCAAGGCCUGGGGGGGCAAGAAGGACAACACCAAAGCGGCGCAGGAGGAGUAUGUCAAGAGGGCCCUGGCUAACUCCCAGGCCUGCCGUGGUCUCUACACCCCCUCGGGCGCUGCCGGCGCCGCCGCCAGCGAGUCCCUCUUCAUCUCCAACCACGCCUACUGAUGACGUCAGCGCGUCGGGACACGCCCACCGCGCGUAGACACGCCCCCAACCCCGCCCUUAACCCCGCCCCCUUCCGGCCUGCAGCCAAUGGGGCGAGAGAAUAAAGUGGAUGUGGAUGGAGUGGGA